Molecule: messenger RNA, 989 nt
Organism: Mytilus trossulus (common blue mussel)
Lineage: Eukaryota; Metazoa; Mollusca; Bivalvia; Mytilida; Mytilidae
Product: purine nucleoside phosphorylase-like
Exons: 6
Coding region: 105-974 (289 amino acids)
Biological process (GO): nucleoside metabolic process
Cellular component (GO): cytoplasm
Molecular function (GO): purine-nucleoside phosphorylase activity
Source: RefSeq, a predicted model, not a curated record
UGCAUUACGGGGACAAUUCCAGCUGAUCAAUUAGAUUUGAAGGAGAAAAAGGUCGAAUUAUUUCAGAAGGUCGUAUUCAAAGUUUCACGCAUUCCGAAGAAACGAUGACCGAUAGUGAACACACACAGGCAGGUCCAAGCUAUGAAGAAGUCCAUGAGAUUGCAAAGACUCUAGAAGGGAAAACAAAAUACAGACCAACACUAGGUAUUGUUUGUGGAUCUGGACUUGGAGGACUUGGCGAUUUAGUAGAAGAAGCUGACAUCAUACCCUAUGAUGAAAUACCACACUUUCCAGUCAGCACAGUUCCUGGACACAUGGGAAAGCUGGUUUUUGGAAAGUUGAAAGGACAGAUAGUGGUAUUAAUGAGAGGAAGAUUACAUUGCUAUGAAGGAUAUCCUAUGUGGAAGACAACAAUACCUAUUCGUGUUAUGAAGGCUUUAGGAGUAGAAACAUUAUUUCUGACUAAUGCAGCAGGAGGUAUCAAUCCUGAUUUUAACACUGGUGAUAUUAUGAUUAUUAGAGACCAUAUAGACUUUGCUGGAUUGUCUGGUGAAUGUGUACUCAGGGGAGCUAAUGAUGAAAGAUUUGGACCCAGGUUUUUAGCUACAGUUGGUACAUGGGAUGAUGCUAUGAAUGAGUUAGCUGAGAAAGCUGCCAAAGAAUUAGGACUUGGAGAUAUACUACGACGAGGUGUUUAUGUAAUGAUAGGAGGACCUACAUUUGAAACUGUAGCUGAGUCCAGGCUAUUGAAAAAUUUUGGUGCAGAUGCAGUUGGUAUGAGUACAGUAGCUGAAGCCCUUGUUGGACGUCACAUGGGUAUGAAGGUGUUUGGUAUAUCAUUGAUUACAGAUAAAUGUUGUCUGGACUACACUACAGCAAAGGUUACAACACAUGAAGAAGUUUUAGCAAUAGGUCAAAAGAGGGCUAAAGAUCUGCAAAGUUUAGCUCUUAAAAUUUUAGAAUUAAUGCAAUAAGUUUAAGCAUAAUUU